This is a messenger RNA of Saimiri boliviensis boliviensis (Bolivian squirrel monkey), 732 nucleotides long. RefSeq names its product single-strand selective monofunctional uracil DNA glycosylase-like. The record is from RefSeq and is a predicted model, not a curated record. NCBI's taxonomy places the organism in Eukaryota, Metazoa, Chordata, Mammalia, Primates, Cebidae. Gene Ontology annotation, molecular function: oxidized pyrimidine nucleobase lesion DNA N-glycosylase activity; single-strand selective uracil DNA N-glycosylase activity. Gene Ontology annotation, biological process: base-excision repair.
AUGCCCCAGGCUUUCCUGCUAGGGUCCACCCAUGAGCCUGCAGGUGCACUGAUGGAGCUCCAGCCCAGCCUUGGAAGCGUGGCUGAGAGUUUCCUGGAGGAGGAGCUUCGGCUCAAUGCUGAGCUGAGUCAACUACAGUUUUCAGAGCCUGUAGGCAUCAUCUACAAUGCUGUGGAGUAUGCAUGGGAGCCACAUCGCAACUAUGUGACUUGCUACUGCCGGGGCCCCAAGGAAGCGCUCUUUCUGGGCAUGAACCCUGGACCUUUUGGCAUGGCCCAGCCUGGGGUACCCUGUGGGGAAGUGAGCAUGGACUGGGACUGGUUGGGCAUUGGGGGGAUUGUGCUGACCCCUCCCCAAGAGCACCCUAAGCCACCAGUGCUGGGACUGGAAUGCCCACGGUCAGAAGUGAAUGGUGCCCGAUUCUGGGGGUUUUUCAGGAACCUCUGUGGACAGUCUGACGUCUUCUUCCAUCACUGCUUUGUCCACAGUCUACGCCCUCUGCUUUUCCUGGCUCCCAAUGGGCGCAGCCUUACCCCUGCUGAGCUGCCUGCCAAGCAGCAAGAACAGCUUCUUGGGAUCUGUGAUGCAGGCCUCUGCCAGCAGGGACGAAGACAAGGCAUAGGACAUGAAAUUAAGAGUGAACUUCUUACGGGAGGCUGCAGCUGGAUCAGAGGAAAAAUCCGAUGUGGCAGAGUGAAAGUCAGCAGACCUGCAUUUUCAUCCCAGCUUUGA